Messenger RNA from Drosophila sulfurigaster albostrigata, 11191 nucleotides. Its product is annotated as mucin-17. Gene Ontology annotation, molecular function: protein binding. The record is from RefSeq and is a predicted model, not a curated record. Bases 596 to 9535 code for a protein of 2979 amino acids. NCBI's taxonomy places the organism in Eukaryota, Metazoa, Arthropoda, Insecta, Diptera, Drosophilidae. The transcript has 7 exons.
GCUAUUAGGUCCGAGUCUCUUUGAAUUUUAUGAAGCGGUUGUAUCUUGGUGGUGCCUCCACAGCCAAGUCAUCCGCCAACCAGCAACAUCAGGCAACAGCCAACAGCAACCAGCUAACAGCAACAUCAGCUACUAACAGCAACCAGCAACAUUAGAACCCUCGUGUUGUCAUCGUCUGCAGCACAGCUUCAACUCAAAAUUGUCAAAUUCGACGACAGUUUUCAGAAUUCACGAAGCUAACGAACUAUUGACACAGUGGAUUAUUAAAAAAAAAAAAACAUAAUAAAAAAUAUUGAAGAAUUUUUUCUGAAAUACUAAACGUGAUUAAUAAAUUCAACAGCAAGUUGAAAAAACUAAUCAAAUCAGUGCGCGAAAUGUUUAACAGCAUUUAAAAGGAAUAAAAGGAUUAAAAAUAAGAAAACUGUGCAAAGUGCAAAACGAAACUAAAAAGCAAUAUUAAAAAAUAUUAAAACACAAAUUAACAAAAAAAAAAACUGCAGACAAAAGUGGCAAAGUGUUGAACAAGAAUUUAUUCUGUUCAAAAAACAAAUUGUGCUGUUUCUUGAGUGAUAAAGUUACACACACAAGCAAAGCCAUGACAAGAAAACGUUCGAGUCCGCUGGGACUCGAGGAGCUGGUGUGUUGGUCUGGUUUGGCCAUGCUGCUGAUGAUGCUGCCAGCGUUAACGCAAGCCGCUCCAUUGCAGGAAUACACAGAAGUCCAACAAUAUCCGGAAGGCUGCUAUUACAACUAUGCCCAUUACAAUGAGGGUGACCGCAUCAUGACCAAUGAGCCAUGCCUCAACUGCACCUGCCACAACCGCAUGCUCAUGUGCUAUCUGCGUGUCUGCCCCUUCACCAAGCCCAUUGGUCACGAUUGCAUUGUGGAGAAGCGCGAGGAUCAGUGCUGUCCCAUCAUUACCUGCCCAGAGGUGCCUGUGGAUGUGCCCUAUCACACCCCCGAGCCCGGCACUGAGCUGAGCAUACCCGAGAAGUUUGGCUGCAGCAUUGAGGAGAAAUUCUACCCGGAAGGCGCCCAGGUGCCAUCGAACCCCAACAAACCCUGCGAACUCUGCUACUGCAUCAACAACCAGACCAAGUGCGUCAUGCAGGAGUGCACACUCCACGUCGAUGGCUGCACACCCAUCUACAACAAGGGCUCCUGCUGUCCCGUCCGCUACAGUUGCGACCAUGAGAAUGAUGUUCUGGAGCUGGAGGAUCUGUCCACAACAACGACAACAGUGCGUCCUACACCUGGCUUUAUUCUGCCCACAACCAUGACUCCACCUGUCUCCACGGACUGCGUACACAACGGCGAGGUUUACGCUGAUGGUGCCUCACUGUCAGGCAAGAAUGCCUGCGAACACUGCUACUGCAUGCGUGGCGACAUUGUGUGUGCCGUCCAAGAGUGCGAGAUGCCAAUGAGUACGGCCAGCGGCAAGAUCUGUCAUGCCAUGCCUGCUGCCGAGGGUGAAUGCUGCCCCAGCAACUACAUCUGCGAGGAUGACAGCGCUACCACUGAAAUUGUUGAGAUUACCAGCACACCCGAGACUAUCACCACUGCUGCGCCAGUCAAGGACAUCCAUGGUGAGAUUCCCAAGGAAGAUGUUGAUUUGCAAGAGCACAUUGAUGACGAGGAGAAGGACAAGGAUUCCGAAACCGAAACCGAGAGUCCAGCUGAGGAAACUGGCAGUGGCGAAAUUGAUCAUGUCAUUACCACAGUUGCUCCAGAACAAGAGGAUAAGGACAAAACCAAGGACAAGGAACCUGAGGCCUCUACUAUUGCUACUGAUUCUCGUAUCGAUACUCCAGUUAAGGGAUCCACACCUACAUCUGAGGAGGAAGGCAGCGGCGAAGAAAUCACAGCCAAGCCCAUUGUGCCAAUUAAGGAAGAAAGUGACGAAGAAAUCAAGGUUACACCUGAGGAAGGAAGUGGUGAGGAAGAGGGAGUUAAGCCUACAACCGCAUUGCCAGACAAGGAAACUAGUGGCUCUGAGGAAGAAGAGGUUUCCACACCCACUUCACCAGUAUCUACUGAAACAUCUGAGGAAGGCAGUGAGAAACCAACAGCUGCCACACCAGUCGCCAGCGAUGAAGAGGAUAUUGUCAAGGACACAACUCCAGCCAGUGCUGAGGAAGACAUCAUCAAAACUACCACUCCAUCCAAGGAAAUCACUAAGGAAGACGAAACCAUCAAAACAACUACUCCCUCAGAGGAAGUCAGCGAAGAAGAUGAUCAUAUUAAGGCCACGACACCAGCCAAGGAAGUCAGCGAUGAUGAAGACAUCAUCAGCGCCACAACUCCUGCCGGAGAAGAAAUCGAAGAACACGAUACCGCUAAGCCUACUAUUGAAGAUCUUAUUAAGGAGGAAGAUACUCCCAAGGCUACAACUCCUGCAGGAGAAGUUAGCGCAGAUAAAAUCGAAAAGGAAACCACCCCGGCUAAGGAAACCUCCGAUGAGCCAGAGAUCGUCAAGGCCACAACUCCAGCUGGCCAAGUUACCGAAGAAGAGGUCGUCAAGACAACCACUCCUGCUGGAGAAGUCAGCGUGGAGGACGAUACUGUUGAGACUACAACUCCUGCCGGACAAGUCAGCGAGGAAGAUAAAUUCGUUAAGGAGACAACUCCAUCCAAGGAAGACGGCGAAGAUGAAAUCAUCGAGGCUACAACACCCUCCAAAGAAAUCAGCGAAAAGGACGAUACUAUUAAGGCUACAACCCCUGCCGGACAACUCAGCGAGGGUGAGAUCGCCAAGGAAACAACUCCCUCCAAGGAAGGAAUCGAAGAUGAAAUCAUCGAGGCUACAACACCCUCUGAGGAAAUCAGCGAGAAGUAUGAUAUUGUUAAGGCUACAACUCCUGCCGGACAAGGCAGCGAAGAUGAGAUUGAAAAGGAAACAACUCCCUCUAAGGAAGUCAGCGGAGAUGAAAUCUUCAAGGCUACAACUCCCUCUAAGGAAGUCAGCGACGGUGAAAUCUUUGAGGCUACAACACCUUCCAAGGAAGUCAGCGUGGAAGAGGACAAGGAAACAACUCCAGCCGGUCAAGAAAGUGAAGAUGAUAUCAUCAAGGCGACUAUCGCCGCCGAGGAACUCAGCGAUGAUAAUGUUAUCAAGACGACAACCCCUGCUAAGGCAACCUCCGAUGAGGAAGAUCUCGCCGAGGCAACCACACCCUCAAAGGAAGCCAUCGAAGAUGAGAUCAAGACUUCAACUCCCGCUGGACACGUCAGCGAAGGUGAUGAAAUCGUCGCAGCUACGACUUCUGAAGGACAAGACACCGAGGCAGAAGGUGAAAUCAUUAAGGCGACAACUCCCUCCAAGGAGAUCUCCAGUGAUGAAGAGAUUGUCAAGGAAACAACACCUGCCAAGGAAGAAGAUUUCGCCAAGGCUACAACUCCUGCUGGAGAACAGCCCAUUGAACAAGAAACUGACAAAACGCCCACAUCGGGUGAAGAAUCUAUUGAAGCCACAACUACCGUCACGGAUAUUGUUAAGCCAGAAGAAGUUUCUACCGAUGAGAAAGAAAUCAUUCCAAUUGAGGAAGAGGAUAUUGCCAAGGCUACAACUCCUGCUAAAGAAGCUGAUGGUGAGAUUAUUAAGGCUACCACACCUAAAGCUGUGGAGGAUAAGACUGAAGCGGUUGAGACCUCUACUGAAAAGGAUGAAGAAGAAGAAGAUGUGUACACUACAUCGCCGAAACCACAGCUACCUUCAUCAACUGAAGGCAUCAGCGAUGAGGUUAGUUCCGAUGAAACGAAACCUACUGAAGAAGAACCAACUGAAGAAGAAGAAGCCAAGCCUGCAGAGGAAGCCACCACAGUCAGCUCAGAAUAUCCUGUCGAGAAGGAAGAGAAACCCACAACCGUGCCAUCCGUCGAGAAGGAGAGUGAUGAGAAGGAAUCUGUUGAAGAUAAAACCGAGGAGCCCAAGAAGGAUGAAGAGGAGCCCACAACCGAUAAGGCUACUACACUCGAAAAGACUGAAGAAGAUUCGACCGAAAAGGACACUGAAAAAGAGAUUGCCUCUUCGACCAUCGUUCCAGUUGAAGCCAAGCCAUCCGUCGAGAAGGAGAGUGAUGAGAAGGAAUCUGUUGAAGAUAAAACCGAGGAGCCCAAGAAGGAUGAAGAGGAGCCCACAACCGAUAAGGCUACUACACUCGAAAAGACUGAAGAAGAUUCGACCGAAAAAGACACUGAAAAAGAGAUUGCCUCUUCGACCAUCGUUCCAGUUGAAGCCAAGCCGACUACACCAGCUGAAGACACCGAUAAGGAAGGAGAGCCAACGACACAAGUUCCUGUCAAGUCUGAUGUUGUUCCUGCUGAGAUUGAGUCUGAUCAAAGCACUGAGCAGCCCGAAACAAGUGAGGAGUCAGCAACUGACAAGCCAUCAGGCGUCUACUUGCCACCUUCAGGAGAAAAGGAUGAAGCUAGUACCGAAGUCGUUGAAACAACCGCCGAAAGUGUCACAGAGAAGGAAUCCGUUAAGCCAUCCGAGGAGGGUAAACCUGAGAAACCAGAUGAUGAUAGCCGUACUGAUAUCGACCUUGCUACCGAGAAACCAAGCGAGGAAGGCACAACAUCCGCCGCAUUACCCGAUAUGCAUCUACCAUCUGUUAUUCCCGGCGAGGGCGAUUGCUUGGUGGAGGGCAAGACUUAUGCCAACAACACCGAAGUACCCGCAACCACACCCUGCGAUGUGUCCUGUACUUGCAUCAGCAGUAUUGUCUCCUGUAAGACGGUGGAGUGCAAGAUUCCCGAGGAUACCGAGAAGUGUGUGCUGGCUACCGAUCUAUUGGAUGGUUGCUGUCCAACUUAUAUUUGCGAGCCUGAGUCCUCGACUGCCAAGGUCGAUGAGACUACUGAAGAGAAAUACACAACUGUUAAACCUUCUCUCGAUGAGGAAGUGGAGUCUACUAGUACUGAAGAAAUACCAAAGGAUGUCAUUAUGCCUUCUGGCAUUACUGAGCCACCACUAUCUCAUGUCAAACCCGAAGAAGAUAUUGCUGUAACUACUUACACGCCUUCGGUAGAGAAGUCCACAACCGCCAAGCCAGUUUCCGAAGAAGAGAAGGAAGAGGAUAUUGUAUCCCCAACGGCUGCACCUGAGAUCAAGAAGGAACAUAAGCCUAUCGAGCAUAAGCCACAACCUGAGGAAGAAGAACACAAACCAGUCAAGGAAGAACAUAAACCACUCGAGGAAGAACAUAAACCAGUCGAGGAAGAUCAUAAGCCAGUCAAGGAAGAGCAUAAACCAAUUGAAGAAGAUGUUAAACCCGUCGAAGACCAUAAACCAAUCGAAGAUGAUUUCGUCUCCUCAACACCGACACCAAUUGACGAAACCAAGAAGCAGCCUACUGAAGAGGAAGUCACUACACCUGCAGCUGUUUCCGAUGAUACUCAAAAAGAGAUUGAAGAUUCUUCAGCCGCUACGACCAUCGCUCCAAUCUCUAAGGAUGAAGAGAAGCCAGAAGAAGAAAAACCAACUGAGUAUGAAAAGACUGAAGCCCCUGAAACCGAAGCUGACGAAAAGAUUACACCAACUACUGUUAAGCCAACAGAAGAAGAGUCAUCUUCGGAGUCCGCUGAGGAAGAGAUCUCAUCCACAGAAGCAGCUGUCGACGGCAAGAAGCCAACCGAAGAAGAUGAAAAGAUUCCAGCCACAUCAACACCAGCCCCAUCUGAAGCCGAUAUUGAGGAUAAACUUACAACAGUGGUUCCAUCUAUUGACGCUGCUAAGCCUGCUGAUGAGAAGCCUACUGAUGAACACGUGCCAACUGAGGAUAGCAGCGCUGACGUCACCACUCGCCCAGAAUCUGAGGAAGACCAAGACGACAAGAAACUGGCAGAAGACAUUCCAGUACCAACUCCAGCUUCGCCAGUCGAGGCUGAAGAGGAUAAGACGAAGCCAGAGGAUCAGGAAACUAGUACCGAGGCUGAUAAGGAAACAAGCACUGAGGCUGAUACCGAGAAGGAACCCACGAAAGAGACUGUUACGUCUACCAAGGCACCAGUGGUUGAAGAAGAAAAAGAAACAGUUGAGGGUGUUUCAACAUCUACUCCUGGCGUCAGCAAGGACGAAGAGGAAGCUACUGCUGCACCUGUGUCUGAGGAAGUUGAAGACUCUAGCACCGAAAAGGCUUCACUUGAGGAAACGGAAGAGAAGGAGGCUACAACUACUGCUCCAGCCGCCGAAGAAGAGCCAACUAAGGUUACCAAGCUUCCCGAAGACGUUCACGAUGAAUUGUCGACCACAACCCCAGCACCUACAGCCCAAGAAGGCACCAAGAAACCCGCUGAUGAUGAAACUGCAACUGCUGGUCCAGUCGAUGUUGGUAUUGAAACUGAAUCUGAACCCACAGCUACAGUUGCUCCCACUGCCGAGACUGAAAAGGAAUCUACAGCCGCACCAGUAUCUGAGGAUGAAGAGGAUAAACUGGCUUCUACCACUGUUAGUCCUGCUCAUGAUGAAGCUGCAACGCCACCAGCAGAGAAGAUUGAUGAGAAACCAGUUGUGUCCGACUCCAGUGUUACUGAGAAACCCGUCGAUGAAGCUGCUUCUGUUGAACCCUCUUCCACCGAAGCUGGCAUUGAAAAGGAGACUGAACUUCCUUCGAUCUCAACAACACCAGCAGCUGUCGAAAAGAUUGAUGAAGAAGAAACUGCUACCGCUGCUGUUCCUGUUGAGGAGGAAGGUGUUUCUUCCACCGAGAAGUCGAAGCCUGAAGAGCCCACUUCUGAGGAACAAGAGCCAGCAACAGCCAAACCACAGGCUCCCGAAGAGCACAAGGAUAUUGAGGAAGCCACAACUGCCGCACCAUCUGCAGAAGAUGAUACCAAGACAUCCGAAGAGGAAACCACCUCUGCAUCUGAGGAAGCUGAUGUGGACUCUAAGAUUGCUACUACCAUUGCUCCAAUUGUGCCUGCCAAGGAUGAAGAAGUCUCUUCAACCUCUGCACCAGUCAUCGAGAAAGAUAAGGAAAUUCCAGAGGAUAAGAUUGAUAUUAUCACUACUGCUGCUCCAGUUUCUGAAGAAGAUAAACCAGUUGAGGAGGCGAAACCAGUUCAUGUGGAUGUGUCAGUUAAGCCUACCGAUGCUCCAGCAUUGGAAGAGGAGUCCACAGAAUCUGAGGAAGAACUGGAAGAAAAACUGCCCACAACUACCGUCAAAGCUCCAACAGACAAGGUCACUGAAUCAUCGAUCGCAAUUCCAGCUGAAGACGAAGCUGACAAAAUCACCACAGUUGCACCUUCUGCUGAAGAGCCCUCAGCCAAGCCAACUGAUGAGAAGACUCCGGUCUCAUCUGAUGAGGAGAGCACUGAGGAAACUCAGCCUGCGACCACCGCUGUCCCAGUGGCUACAGAUGACAAGAAGGAACCACCACUGCCUACGAGAGCGCCAAUUUCCGAUUCGGAAGAGAAACCUGCAUCAUCUGAGAACGAAAUCACAUCGGCUGAAUCGACAGAGGCACCAUCUUCAGAAGAGGAGUCGGAGGUGCAAUCCACCGCUGCUCUCAGUCACGAGAAGCCUGUCCAGGAGGAUGGAGACAAGGCUGAUGCCACAACAGUUGCACCUCUCGAAGAAGAGCCUGCCAAGGAACCAACUGAAGUUGAAGCUAAACCUGAGGAAGGUAUUGUCUCAACCACAGAUGCGCUACCAACAGAAAGCGGCAAGCCGGCUGAGAAGGAGCCCUCAACUACCUCUGCUCCAUCAAAGGAUGAAGUUGAACCAACAACCGAGCAACCUUCCGCUGAAGAAGAAGAAGAAGAAGAGUCUACUGAUGAGAAAAUACCUACUACUGUCGCACCAUCUGAAGAGGAAGCUCAGCAGCCCACAUCAACUGCUGCUACUCCCGCUAAGGCUGAUGCCACUACUCCAGCUGAUGAGGAUAAGAUCGAUGUCACCACACCUCCUGCGCCAGUCCAUGAUGACGAUACAGAGGAAGGCACAGCCCGACCAAUUAGCGACAAGACCGAUGAGUCCAAGAAGCCAAGUGCAACCGAGCCAACCAUUGAAGAUAGUCUUGCAACAACACCUGAAUCCGAGGAAGAUAAGGAAGAAGCACCUCUCCCGACCACAGCCAAAACUCCCAUUGCCAUUGACACUACUAUUGCCCCAGUUCAUGUGCCUGCUGUCGAGGAUGUUGACAAGAAGCCUCUGGAAGAUGUACUGUCACAAACGAUUGCUCCAGAAACCGAGGAAGGCGAAACUGCUACAACUUCUGCUGAAGAAGAUGCUGAGAAGACUCCUGUUACCGUUGCUCCUGUUGCUCAUGACAUUGAAGCAAUCAGCGAAGUUACCACAAAACCAGCUGCCACAGAAGAUGUGGGCGAGGAAACCACUAAGCCAAGUGAAGUCGAGCAAGAGGAAGAGACAAUUGAUCAAACUACUGGUGCCAAACUGAAACCAACAACGGAUGAGACAACCACCAAGACAACCGACGUGGAAGCCACAGAAUCUCCUGCUCACGAAGCAGAUAGUGAAGUGCACACUGUUAAGCCAGUUAAGGCCAGCUUGGAUUCUUCUGAGGAGGGUGACUUAUCCCAAGAGUCGGAGGAAGAACACACACCUGCCGCUCCAGCCAAACCAACCACGGAUGAGGAUGAAUCCAUCGAAUCCGAGGAAGAAGUUACUGAAGCUGCACCCAAGAAACCAGAACAUGACGAGACCACUGCAGCUGCUGUCGAUGCCCAACCACCACAGACCACAGCUGCCUCAGCUGCUGCCUCUGAAGAGCCAUCGACCGAGAGCACCAGCGAUGAAUCGGCCACCAAGCAGCCUGAAACUGAUAGCGUGAUCACAAUGCAUCCACUGUUUGCCCAGCAUCUGACCAGCACCACAAAGGCGCCAAGCGUUGACGAUCGUCUCGGCGUUGACACUGAAACUGAAGCCGCACCAACUAAGCAGAGCACAGAGACCACAACAACAGAGUCACCACUGACCACGGAAGCGUCAUCCACAACAGCACAUGCACCAAUUACACCGCCUUCGUAUGGCCAGCCGCCAUCGUACGAGCAUGCAUACGACAACGACGACUACGACGAAGAGGAAGUCUUUGGACCCGGCACUUGUCGCUAUGCUGGCAAGAUCUAUGUGUCUGCUCAGCAAAUUCCACGCGACGAUCCUUGCGAUUUCUGCUUCUGCUUCAGAAGCGACAUCAUCUGUUUGCAACAAUCUUGCCCGCCACCAAUUUCUGGUUGUCACGAGGAGCCCAUUUCUGGCUUCUGUUGUCCACGUUACGAGUGUCCCGUCUCAAUGGCCGCUGUGCUUAACAUUACGACAAGCACAACAACCACAAGCACCACACUGCCACCACAUUUCCUCAACUACUCACAUGGCGAUGCCGUGCAACACACUGGCUGCCUCAUCAAUGGUCGCUCCUAUAAGGUGGGCGAACGCAUCGAAUCAACGAGCGGUCCCUGCAUGAGCUGCACUUGCGGCGGCGAUGGCAACAUGAAGUGCGAUCCACAGCAAUGCAGGCCCGAGCCAACGAUGCAGGAAUUGUUGGCCACCGUUGCGGCUCACCGCAAGAGAUGAACCACCAGCCAUGCACACUAAAUAUAAUUUUAACUAAUUUUUAAGCACUGCAAACAAACAAUCACAUCAGAAAAAGGAACAGAAACAGACAGAAACAGCCCAAAUUGCACCCACAGAGCUGCAUUACUCACGUUUUUAUCUGAAGGAACAAGAAGAAAUAGACUCCGAAAAUAGAAACAGUAUCAGAAUCAGUAAUAGAAAUAGACACACACACAUACAAUAAUAUAUUUACUAAGGUGCCAAAAACUGGUGAAACAUAAUGAACAACAACAACCCACUUGAUUAGAUCCGAUUAAGAAUAGUUCGAAAUGAUUAACUUUGUCUUGCACUUUUUUCAAUUUUGAAUUCCAAUUUGUUUCGGAUUAGGUUACGUGACGAAGCAACCAGUGAUAUUGUACUGUAUACAUAGUAUAGGUGCAAUUAAUUUAGAACGCGCUCACUAAAAAAAAAAAAAAUCAAUUAUGAACUUUAAUUUGUAUUCGAUAUCCCCCGAUCAGCUUACCAUAAUCAAACUUAACGUCGUGCCUUGUAAAGUUGUUUCUUGUGAGUCGACCCCCAUAUAAAAUGCAAUCGCUAUUCAGGAGACUCAAACCUAACCCAAAACAUUUUAUUUGCCAGAUUCGCAAUUAAUAAUUUUACGACGCCACAAAAUGUUUUGUUUAUGGAGCAAGCAAAGAAAAAACAAAAAAAAAAUACGUUUCUUUAUGUUUGUUUUAAUAGCAAUACUUUUCUUCAAUGCGCUUUUAUAGUAUUUUAGUCACUUUAUAUUUUAAACAUUAUUAUUUUUUGUGUAUAAUUGUUGCUUCUAGUCUUCUUUUGUUGUAAGAGCAACGAAAUCCGCCUGAACACACAAGCGCACAACGAGAUCAAAUCAGAUCAGAUGCGAUCCGUUGAAUUGAAUUGAGUUGAGAUAAUUAAAAUAUCUUCUAUAAACUUUUCCAAGCUUUUAUACUUUUAUAUACAAUAUGUGUAAAAUGAAGAACCGAACGAAACUAGUUUUUAUAGCAAUUUUACAAAACGAACCACGAAUUGCAUAGUUUUUAAUGGAUUGAAUUUAACGUUUACGUCAUUUGCACGCACAAAUCCAUCUGUGGUAGUAAUGAACAAGUAAUUUAACUAAAUUAAAAAGUGUUUUUUUAGGUCAACUGAUGACGGAAACUAAACUUUGCAAAUCGAAUCUAGUAAUUCUAGGCUAUUGUUAUUGCUCGACUGAUUGAAAUGUGAUCAGCAACAAUAGAUAUGAUAUGAUAUGAUAUGAUAUAUGGCGUAGACGAUAAUUUUGUAAACUAAUUUUUAAUAAUAUCAGCGAGUCGCAAAUGGUAUUAAUAUAUUAAAUCAUAUAUAAGUACUAAAUGUAACAAUCAAUAUGAUAUCAGUAAAUUUCAAUCGCUUGAGCAUUAGAAAUAUGCCGAAAAUUCGAUGCGUAAAAACAACACACAAUAAAUAUGAACAACAAUUAGAUUUAUAUAAUCUCUAAAUAUAGUUACAGUUUUUAAGUAUUUAACUAUAAAAAUAAAUAAAUAAAUUUUAAUGUAGAACUUAUUUAUUUUAUAUGUCUUUUAAGAACAGCUCUUGUGUUUCCAUAAUUAUCGUAAUUUAUAUGCAAGCUUUCUUUGUAAUCUUAUAAAUAAAUACAACGCUUUUUAUUGAAAUGUA